Seminavis robusta is the source of this 390-nucleotide messenger RNA. The record is from the annotation of a GenBank genome assembly. Lineage: Eukaryota; Bacillariophyta; Bacillariophyceae; Naviculales; Naviculaceae.
AUGUGGCCUGGUGUCUACACAGUCAACUCGUGUUCAGGAGUCCAUGCAGGUGCAUGGAUGGAGUUUCCAGACCACUGGUUUUGCGAGGACUACAUCAAGUUUGUCUCGGACGAUAGAGAGGCGUUGAACCAAGUAUCUGCCAUCCUCGAAACGGGGUCUCUUGGAAUCAAGUUUAUGGUUUGCAACCCACAAGGGAUGCCGGACAACAUUGGCUCCAAGGAAGGCUUCCUCGUCAUUGACUACCAGGACAAUGUGAGUGAAGCCCCAAAGACGUGUCGUACCUAUUGCAGAGCCAUGUCAUUUGUGCGAGAUCCCACCGACAAGCUUGACAGCAUGCUUCAUGUGAUGGCUCGCGCCCUCAAUAAACCACCCAGAGUAGAAUGCAGAUGA